Molecule: messenger RNA, 4791 nt
Organism: Adineta steineri
Lineage: Eukaryota; Metazoa; Rotifera; Eurotatoria; Adinetida; Adinetidae
Source: the annotation of a GenBank genome assembly
AUGACAGGUGCACGAAAAACACGUUCAUCUAGUGCAGUUUCAACACCAUCCUUAACAAAUAGUAAUGGAUCAACUAUUCUUGAUGAUCUACAUGCAAAUAUUCAUUCAUCAAAUCAAUUUAUAAAUAUCUAUAAUCAAUGUUAUCAAAUAACAACACUUCGAUCAUCAUUAAUUAAUCUUCUUUGUAAUAUAUUAACGGAUUCAGUAAAUGUUGAUUCAAAAAUUCUUCUAUUCAUUCUUGAUUCUUUCAUAAUAAAUCAUGAUAAUUUACUUGUAGAAUUAACUGAUAUACAAUUUAAACAAGAUCUAUUACCAUUUAUUAAACAUAUAUUAUCAACAUAUGAUGAUAAUAAUGAACUAUUAACAUCUAUUUUACGAUUUCUUACUGUACUUAUUGAAUAUCGUUCGAAUUUAUUAACUUUAACAUUAACCGAAUGGUUAUCUAGUAUAUUACAUUUUAUUGUAUCACGUAUUAAUUCAACAUCAUAUUUAAUAUAUGGUGAUUUAAUUAUUGAUUUACUUGCAAAAAUAGUUAAAUAUUUUACACCAUUACCAAAAGAAAUUGUUGAUGUCUUAGGUCGAUCACCAUCAUCAGUUAUUUCAACGAAUUUUCUAACACAAUUAAAAUCAUGGGUUAAACAUGUUGAUGAUACAAGAUUAGCUCUAUUUGCUAUUCAUCUAUGGGAACCAUUAGCUGCACUUCUCAGUCGACUAUUAACUCGUGGACAUACAAAAGGAAAUGAAAUGUUAGCUGUUAUACAAGAUGCUUUUAUCGUUGCUAAUUAUUCUAUACGUGGUGCUGCAUUUUCUGCAUGGGCUUCAUUUAUGUCACAUAUCUAUCGGUCAGAUUUAAAUCUCAAUAAUGAUGAUACUCAUCAACAACAAUUAUAUAAUCGUUUAUUAAAAUUAUUUCUCACACCAUUUAUACCAGAUAAUACAUCGAAAAGUAAAUCAGCAUCUAUAGCUAAAUGUCGUGCAUGGGUCAUAUUAGUAUCAUCAUAUCCAACACAUAUUGAUGAUGUACUUUUACCAUUUCUUUCUUUUGCAUUUGGUACUCAAGUAACAUGUAAAACAACAUCAUGGUGGUCAGAAUGUCGAAAAAUUGGUUUAGAAUGUCUUCAUGAUUUAUUCAAUGAUAAUACGAAUGGUGAAUGUAUUUUGAGAACCGCUGGUGAUCAGAUACUUAAUUAUUUAUUUGAUUCAGUCAUUGAUGAAAUAUCAGAGAAUACAACGAAUGAAGAAAAUUUAUUUUGGUUAACUGUUUGGAAUUGUUAUUUAACACAUUUAACACAGAUAUUUACAUCGAAUAAUUCUAUUAAUGAUAAUCAACGUAUAGCAAUAAAUACUGGUCUUUUAACACGUAUUGAACAAUUAUGGAUUGAUUCACGUAUUUCAACAGAAUUUUUAUUAAAAUUAUUUGAUACAUUUGAAAGAACAGGAUUUCCUCUUGCUAUUGAAACAGUAUUAAGAGAUUCAAGUAUAAGAACAAAAACAUUAUCAGCUACACAAAAGAAUCGAUCACAAGAUAAAUCUUCAUUAUCUGAUCAAUCUAUUUCAUCUCAUACAACUCUAUCCGAUCAAUAUCUUCAUAUGAUGUUAGAACAUUCUAUUCGUUAUACUGAUGAUAAUCAAACAUACCUUCAUGUUUUAUCUUAUUUAAUUGAUACAUUAUCAAAGACAUCGGAUGAUAAUUUUUGUCAUCAAACAUGUUUAUUAUUACUAAAAUGUUCAUUUGAAUUAUCUCAUCAACCAUUAAAAAUUCCAUCACUAUUCUGGCAUAUAUGGUUACGUUGUUCAACACAUUUAAUACAUAUUCUUAAUAAUACACGUUCAAUUGAGUUCGAAAAUCAACAACAAGAAACAACUAUUGAAUUAUUACUUCGUCCAUUUUCAUUUAAUGAUAGUCAACAUCUUGAUUAUUCAUAUACAUUAUUAUGGACACAAUUAUUUAAAGCAUUAUCUCGUUUAAUAUUACUUGAUGGUAAACAAAUCAUUCAUAUCUAUACUGAAUUACUUCGACAUAGUCUUGUUUUUGAACAAGCUAUUAAUGAUGAACAUAAUCAACGUGUAUUCGGAUUUUUAUUAACAACAAUAAAAUGUUUAUUAAAAACUUUAAGUGAUAUUGAUUUAACAAAUGCUUCUAAACGUCCAUCAUUAUCAUCAGUAACACUUUGUUAUACACAAUUAUCGGUUAUAAUUAAUUCAAUUAUAAAACGUUUAUUAUCAUCGUCGAAUGAUGAAAAUAAAAUACAAUGGUUAUUUGUUUGUUAUUGUUUAGUUAAAUCAACUAAAAUCUCAUCAAAUGAACAAACAAAAUCAAUUGUAUUUACAUAUGUACGUGAUCUUAUUGUUGAUUUAUUUCAUAUAUGUAAAACAUGUUCACAACUGGAAAUAAUUUUAACUAAUUUAAAUCAAAUUCAAUCAUUUCUUAGUACAUAUGAACAAUUUAUAAUUUCAACAUCAACAUCAGGUAGUUCAUCGCCAAUAUCAACAAAUAAACAACAACAACAACAAUCGGAUAAUAUUAUAUUAAAUAAAAUUUUAUCAACAAUACAAUCAGUAUUUGAUUCAUCAAAUGGUUCAUCACUUUUAAAACUUGUUUAUCCAUUUUUAAUUAUUGGUUUUCAACAUAAUAAAACAAUAGUUAGAAAUAAAACAAGAAAAUGUUGGAAUGAAACAUUUGGACGUUUAACAUUUAUUGUUUAUCCAAAUGAACUUAGAACAUGUCUUCGUGAUCUGAAAGAUAAAGAACAGAUAUUAUUACCAUGUUUUCUUGCUGAUCAUGAUAAUAGUAAUACAGCUGGUAGUGAAAUUUUAUUAUUAAAUAAUACAGAUGAAAGUCAAUUAUCUCAACAAAUUGAUAUAGCAACACCAUUAAUGGCUCCAAGUAUACCUUUAAAACGUGCAACACCUUCAUCGCCAGCACGUUUUUCAUCGCCAUGUUUACCAACAAUUCGUUCGACAACGGUUGAAAGAACUGAACCAAUAUUUGUUCCAAUAACAAAUAAUAUUAAUCAUGAUAAUGAUGGUGAAUCUCCAGUUAUUAUUAGUAAACGUAUGUUAUCAACAAGUAGUGGUUUAACAGAGAAACAAAAAGAAAAAUUACGUGCGCGUCAUGUCAUACCGUUACUUUGUGAUGAUAAUAGUAAUACACAAUCAUUAUCGUAUACAAUGGAUUCACCAACAAUUGAAAAUAUGAUGGCAACUUAUCAACUUCGAAAUACAAGUGCUGGAAAUAAACAAUUAACAAAUGAAAAUAGUUUAUCUCUAUUGAAACAGUCAACUGCAGAUUCGUCACCUUCAGUUCAAUCAUCACAAGAAAAUAAUACACCAGUUGAAUCAUCAUCUUCUCCUCCUCUGGAACCAACAAUUUCAUCAACAUCUACAGAAAAUGAAAAUUCAUCUAUACAACUACCUGUAAAUAAUAAUGAAGAUGAUAUUCCUGAAGAAUCAUCCAUAGCAAAAAAACUUCGUCGUUCACGUCGUCCAUCAACAUCAGCACGUAAAAGUUUAACAAAUAAUACAAGAAAAAAACGUAUUAUACCAUCAUCAGAGGAAAUUAGUACAACAAUUCCAUCAGUUAUCGUUGAUCCUCCAUCAGCAGCAGAUAUGGAAUUAAUUAAAUCUCGUCCAUUGAAAAGUAUUCUCAAACGUUUAUCACCAACAAAACCACGACAAGAUCAUACACGUCAUGUAGCUUUUCAUGAUCAAGUUAAAGUUCUAUUAUUUGCAUCACCAUUACGUCGUGAUCCAAAUGCACAACAACAACAACAAAAACGAAAAAGUCCUAAUAAAGAUGAAAAUAAAUAUUCAUCAUUAAUAUCAACACGUCGUUCAAGUGGAUUACAUAAUAAUGACCAAAUAAUUAAAACACGUUCAUUAAAAUUACUUAAUCUUUCUGAUACUUCAACGAGUGAGCCAUCACUUAAUUCCAAUGAAACUAUUUCAUCUCAAAUUAAACCACCUGAACCAAUUUUUCCAGCAUUAGUUGAUUGUGAUAAACCAUUAGAUUCUCUUAUUCAUGUAGUUUAUGGUGGUGUUUGUCCAACAAAUGCAAUUAAUUAUUUUCGUUCAAUUAAAAUGAGCACAGUUGGUGAUAUUGCUCGAUCAACAGCUACACAAAUUGAAGUUUAUCCACUUCCACCACCAAAAUUAGCUAAUAUUCAAAAAGCACUUUCAUUAUAUCAAGAACGUUUAGUAACAUCUCCAUCAUUAUCACCCAUUAUUGGCACUAAUGAUGAAACACUUACACCUAUAGCAAGUACAUCUGAAGAACCCAUUGCAUUUAGUGAUGGUACAUUUACAAAAGAAGUAGCAUCAUUACCAACUACAACAACAAUACAUGAUCCACAUCAUUCAUUAUAUGAUGUUGAUACAUUAAUAGAUAGUCUUGAUUAUGAACGACUUUAUUUAAAUGAUAAUAAAGAACUUGAUGAUGAAUCAAUACCAUCAUCAACUAGUCAAACUGAUUUUAUACGUACAAGACGUCAACAAGCUUUAGCUAAUCGUGAUGAACAAAUAUCUCCACAAAAACGUCGUUUAUCAUCAGCUAAUGAAGAUGAAGAUAAUGUAGAUAAUCAAGAACAAGAUGAACAAGUUUCACCAAAAAAACAAUCAAUUAUUCAUAUAACACUUGGUGAUCGUUUACAAAAAGCAGCUGAAAUAUUUCAAACCAAUGGUCGUCUUCCAUUUGAUGAUGAUUAUAUUGAAUUAGUUCGACAAUUAUUUAAUAAUUCAUCAUUAACACAUCUCGAACAAUUACAUUUAAAAAGUUUAUUUCUUGAUAAUUAG